AUGGCGGGGCAGGAGACGCAGUCGGGGAUCUCCAUGCACUAUCUGGAGUCCAUCGCCCGCGUGUCGCCCUACAUGACUAUUGCAGAACUGGUUGCAUUACUUCAUGAGAACGACGCCGCCGAUCCUCACAACGGCGCCACAUCAAGCACAGAGUCGCUCAGCUUGACGAGAGCCUCCGAUGGUCCACAUGGAGAGGCUCUUGACGUUCGGUCGGCGGCCGUGGACUCGAGUGCUGCAUCGGUUCAGAGCGCUCCCCCAACGUCUCAACCUCCAACAGAUGCCCCAGCGGCCAACACCCAGGGUCUUUCGCAAUUAGUUCCCCAAGGCGUCUCGUCAUUCGAGGCGCAAGAUACCUCAAUAUUGAGUGCCACGCAGCAAUUCGAUCAGCAAACCGACAGUGGCCAUCAAGACAGUGUGCAGUCCGUUUCGAUUCCACCGUCAUCAACCACGACACCACAGUUGGCUCUCGAUGAUGCGAAUGGCGGCACCGAUGUCUCAAACCCCGGGUUCCAAGCAGGAUUGACAAACAACCUCACGCCAACUGCAUCUCAGCCAACGCCUCUGAACCAGGCACUGGGUCUCAAUGCAACACCAGGGGUCACGACAACGUCUGUCAGAGUGGGUCGCAACCACGCAACUCUCGAGAUAUGCGGCGAUAAGACUGGAAAGCAGCUCCUUGAGGCCAACAGCGGUAUCGACACGAAGCAGAUUUGCGGUGCUCGAGCUCUUCUCGUUGGGCUCGCCGGUAUUCCCUUCACCAAAGUCGCAGGAAUGCUUAAUGCAAAACGUGAAGGCGAGCAACUACAAGAUGGAAAGCUCAUGUCCACGAAGGCUUUCGAUAAACGCGUCGAACAUGCCAUCAGGCACAUCUUCGGCGUGCCCAAGGGAGCUGCUUACAAAGCGCGCCGCAACGAGUACUCAGACGCUCAAAAGGACCCUGUCCUUCGACAGAAGUACAUCGACAUGCUGAAGGAUCCGGCAACCUACCAAAUCAAUCCGACUGAGCAGUGUGAAGGCUGCAACAAGAAUCAGGCGACCCAAGAUGCAACACAAGACCCACAACAUGUCUCUCAGGCGGCUGCAGCCGGUCUCACGCCUGUUUCCAACCCGUCUAUGGCACCAAAUGUCCCAAAUACCAAUGCGGCAGGUCUCAACACCAUUUCGAGCGUGCCUGGUCAGAGUGGCCCCGCGGCGAAAGCUCCGCGUCGCAAGCGAAAAGCAGCUGCCUCUGAUUUGCACAAUGGCGAAGACAGCACCAAGAGAUGGCAAGGCGAGCCUCAAACAGGAUACCCGCAAGCACAAUCCACUUACGGGCACUCGUUCUUUCAAGAUGCUACUACAUCAUCUCAACCAGCUUACCCUCAAGCACCAUUAACUCAAGGGUAUUCGUUCAUUCAAGGUGAUCAAUCAACUUACCAGAGUGCCACAACUGGUCCUUCCAAUCUCCCGGCAUUCCCAGCACACCAGGCCCAAGUCAUGGCGCCCAUCGCCCAAUUCAACGCCGAGCACAGCGACAGAGCAUCACGCUACGGCAACGCACCUCAGCAGAGCACAUACAUCCCUUCAAGUCCGCCGUUAGGACCAUACACGCCCCAGGACAACGUGGGAAGCUUCGAUAGCGAGGGCAACUUCGAUCUGAACCUGUUUACCAACGCACCAAACAGCGACAUGGGCUUCGCCACAUCUGAGUUCGGCAAUCUGAGCAACGUGAACUUGAGCGGAUUCACUUCUGACGCUUUUAACGGCUUUGACCAAGACCGAUUUUUCUUCAGUGAGGCCAACCCAACUUUUGGCGGCGUUCAACAGCCCAACAUGAGUGACUUCUUCCCGCAGUACAACGAGCCGAGCUCAGCUGUUGGACAGUACAAUCCACCAGCUAGUCACCUGUACAACGAGCGAAGCUCAGCUCUUGGGCAGCACGAUCCACCAGCUGAUGAGCAGGCCAAUGCGCCGAGCUCAGCUCACGGGCAGUACGACGCGUCAGCUGAUGACCAGGGCAGUGAUGGAGGAGACCAAGACUCUUCUGAGCACGGUCACGAGCAGAAUUAG
Molecule: messenger RNA, 2049 nt
Organism: Cercospora beticola
Lineage: Eukaryota; Fungi; Ascomycota; Dothideomycetes; Mycosphaerellales; Mycosphaerellaceae
Source: RefSeq, a predicted model, not a curated record